Molecule: messenger RNA, 999 nt
Organism: [Torrubiella] hemipterigena
Lineage: Eukaryota; Fungi; Ascomycota; Sordariomycetes; Hypocreales; Clavicipitaceae
Source: the annotation of a GenBank genome assembly
UUCCCCGUGGGCGAUCGGCCGCUGUCCAUCCGUCAUCAUCAGACGUUGCAAAAGUAACCAUGCGCAAUCUACACUAAAUUAGUCUGGUGGGCGGACACAAAGCGGCACAAGGGCUCCAUUUUACAAUUCACAAUUGCAUAUCUUGCCGUCCUUAAGAAGGCUCGUCUGCCUUCUUCCUCUCCGGCUUCUCCAAAACCAACAACAGUAAAGCAAUAGUAACACCACAUACAUUCAUCCGCCAUCAUCGUCAUGAAGUUCUCGCUCCUUGCCGCCCUUGGCAUAGUCUCUGCCGUCCAGGCACACAUGGAAAUGACCUUCCCCCCUCCCUUCCGCUCCAAGUACAACCAGUACACCACCGACAUCGACUACUCCAUGACAUCGCCGCUCGAGGCAUCCGGCGCAAACUUCCCCUGCAAGGGCUACCACUCGCUCUACGACACUCCCCAAGGCCGCGCCGUGGCCACCUGGAGCCCCGGCCAGACUGUCAACUUUACACUGACCGGCUCGGCAACGCACAACGGCGGCUCGUGCCAGGCGUCCUUCUCCUACGACAGAGGCAAGACCUGGACUGUUGUCCACUCCUACAUUGGCCAGUGUCCCUUGAAGAGCACCUGGAGCUUGACGCUGCCCAAUGAUACACCAGCCGGUGAUGCCCUCUUUGCUUGGUCCUGGUUCAACAACUUGGGCAACCGCGAGAUGUACAUGAACUGCGCACAUGUCGUUAUCAAGGGUGGUGUCACCAAUGAGGCUCGGGCACCAGCUGAGACGCUCCCCGGAAACAAUGGCAAUGCUGGCCAGACUGUGCCUCGCAGCCCAAGUGACCCGUACCGAUCUCGCCCUGCCAUGUUUGUCGCCAACGUCGGCAACGGCUGCGGCACCGUGGAGACGUAUGAUCUCGAUUUCCCGCAGCCCGGACCCGAUGUCGAUCGUGCUUCCAAGAAGACGCAGCCUCCUACGGGUACCUGCGCCAAAAAGCGAAGCGUGCUAUAUCGUGCCUAA